AUAAAUCUCUUUUUCACUCUUAAAAACCUAACUUCUAAGUGCAAUUCUUGAAAAUGGAAUGGAUCGGACACGAGAGGUUACUUGCGAUCCUGGUCGCAAGAGGUCUCCAAAGCUCUCUGCUUCUUGUUUUAUUCUGGUCACCGUUUUGGCAACAUGCUACAUUGAUGCCUUCACCAGGAACGAUUUUCCAGAGGAUUUCCUCUUCGGAGCCUCCACUUCGGCUUAUCAGUGGGAAGGAGCCUUUGAUGAAGAUGGAAAAACUCAUAGCGUCUGGGAUACAACCUCCCACUGUGAUAAUGGAAGUAAUGGAGAUAUAGCAAGUGAUGGGUAUCACAAAUACAAGGAAGAUGUUAAGUUGAUGGCAGAAAUGGGUUUAGAAGCAUUCAGAUUCUCUAUCUCCUGGCCAAGACUUAUACCUAAUGGAAGAGGACCCAUUAACCCAAAAGGUCUAUUGUUUUACAAGAACCUCAUCAAAGAACUACGAGGCCAUGGAAUUGAACCACAUGUUACACUUUACCACUAUGAUCUUCCUCAGUCUCUUGAAGAUGAGUACGGAGGAUGGAUCAAUCCAAAAAUCAUAGAAGACUUCACUGCUUUUGCAAAUGUAUGCUUCAGAGAGUUUGGGGAUGAUGUGAAGUUAUGGACAACAAUCAACGAAGCUCCAAUAUUCGCCAUUGCUUCUUAUGGCGAAGGAAUAAAGUUUGGACAUUGUCUUCCUAUCAAUUACUCUACCGGAAAUUUUUGUACGGAAACAUAUAUUGCAGGGCAUAACAUGUUGCUAGCUCACGCCUCUGCUUCAAAUUUGUAUAAACUGAAGUACAAGACUAAGCAAAGAGGCUCCGUAGGCCUUAGUAUAUCUGCUUAUGGAUUGUCGCCUUAUACAAACUCCAAGGACGAUGAAAUCGCAACUCAGAGAGCUGAAGCUUUCCUCUAUGGCUGGAUGUUAAAGCCUUUGGUAUUUGGGGAUUAUCCGGAUAUAAUGAAGAGAACCUUGGGAUCGAGAUUACCUGUUUUCUCAGAGGAAGAGUCAGAACAAGUGAAAGGAUCAACUGACUUUGUAGGAGUUAUUCACUACAACACAUUCUAUGUCACAAACCGACCCGCACCUUCUCCCAUUACCAGCAUUAACAAACUCUUCUUUACAGAUAUUGGCGCAUCUCUGAUCGCCACUGGGAAUGCUUCAUCAUUCGAGUUUGAUGCUAUUCCAUGGGGUCUUGAAGAUAUUCUUGAGCAUCUAAAGGAGAGCUAUAACAAUCCUCCAAUCUACAUUCUUGAAAAUGGUAAACCGAUGAAACAUGGUUCAACGCUACAAGACACACCAAGAAUUGAAUUCAUUCAAGCUUACAUUGGUGCUGUGCUCAACGCCAUCAAGAAUGGAUCGGACACGAGAGGUUACUUUGUAUGGUCGAUGGUUGAUUUGUAUGAGAUAAUGGGUGGAUAUAUAACCAGCUAUGGAAUGUACUAUGUGAAUUUCAGCGAUCCCGGUCGCAAGAGGUCUCCAAAGCUCUCUGCUUCUUGGUACUCAGGUUUUCUCAAUGAGGAAGAUGACCAACUCCGUGCCGCGGUAGACUUGUCUGGCGAGAAAGACUGGCAAUCUGUUGCAAAUGUAUUACAAGAAAGAACUGGACCUCAGUGCUCUAAUAGUCGGAGGAGGAGGAAGAGGAAGAAGAAGAUAGAAGAAGAAGAAGAAGAAGAAGAAGAAGAAGAAGAAGAGGAGGAGGAGUCCGAUGUUUAUCUUUUGAACUCCGAGUCGUCGGAGGAGGAGGAAGAGGAAGAAGAAGAAGAAGAGGAGGAGGAGGAGUCCGAUGAGGAGAUUGUCUCCGAUCUUAAGCCUGGUGAUCAACUAAACCCAUUAACUCUACACAAGUCUCUUGUAAAGUUUGAAGAAAGUCUUCGCCAUGCAACAAACUACGUCAAAGACACGGAAGGACUAGGUCGUAGCUGUUUUGAUCUUCUCGAAUAUGUUGAAAGUAUUUAUGAUUGCUUUCAUGAGAUUGAUAAAAGGUGGAAGAAAGUUGGCGAUUCUAAAGGAUUCUCGCUACGACCUUCUACACUUGACGAAUUAACAUUUGACCAACUGCAAAGUUUUGUCUUAGAUCUACUAAACAAUGAGGCAGCUCUUUACUAUGAUGCUCUUGUCGAUUUUUUGGAGCCUUUUCCGCUUUCGGCUGCUAGGGAAAAACAACUCGAGAAGUUGAGACUUGCCAUCAACUAUUAUGGUCUCCAGUUGGGACCUGCUUCUUACUACACCUCCUCCGAACCCGAUUACGAGUCGGAUGAGGACGAUGACGCGGACGACGAGGAUGAUGCAUAAUCUAACGUUCAUAUAUGAAAAGUUAAGUUGAAUGCUAAAUAUCUGAAACCCUUACUGGUUAGUGUUAUUAAGUUCGAAUGCUAUCUAUGUUACCUUUAUUUAUUAGUGUUAUUAUUAUGUUGUAUGCUAAAUAUUUAGACCUUUAUUUAUUAGUGUGUCGUGCUUGAUUAUAUUGAACAAUUGUUUGAUUAUAAAAAUCAAAGGAACUCACUGUU
Messenger RNA from Arabidopsis arenosa, 2529 nucleotides. Lineage: Eukaryota; Viridiplantae; Streptophyta; Magnoliopsida; Brassicales; Brassicaceae. The record is from the annotation of a GenBank genome assembly.